Molecule: messenger RNA, 2322 nt
Organism: Torulaspora globosa
Lineage: Eukaryota; Fungi; Ascomycota; Saccharomycetes; Saccharomycetales; Saccharomycetaceae
Exons: 1
Coding region: 1-2322 (773 amino acids)
Source: RefSeq, a predicted model, not a curated record
AUGUCUCUGCCAACAUCGUAUUUCAAGGUGAGCGACAAUGGCCAUCUAAGUGAAAUUGAUAGAAUGAAAUCGAGAGGCUCGAGCUCCUCAGUAUCAAUCGGUGAAGAAUUGACAAGCUCAAGCAAUAAUAGCGAAACUAUUGCUGAUAAUCAGCGCCAGCAUCACCAACAGAUGCGAAAGGGUGCGUUAAAAAUGGAGAGAAGGCUGGAAGAGAAUUCAAAGAAGAGCUCAACGGAAGUACCGAGAUAUCUAGAUGACGGUAAUGAGAUUUUUCAUUUUAUAGAUCCGUUGCCUGCUUCGCCGCCGACUUACUCUAGCUGCACUCCGAACAAAAGAAUUAGAUUCCCUCUUUACGAUACCGUCGAAGGUUGCUCUCCAAGAGCUGUACCGCCGAAAUACAAACCAGCUGUGGAGGCUCUUACAGUUAUCUCCAUGAAAUCGGAAUGGCAGUCACCUUAUGAGCCUUCGCCAUGCAAACAGUGGAGGAAUUUCAUCAUGCAGGUCAAUUCCACGCAACUCAACUUUUACCACAUCGACGAGUCUUUAACGGCUGGUAUCAAGCACUAUUCUGGUGGUGACUCGAAGCUUGGGAGUAGUCAUAGCCAUCAUUCUCACUUUCUUUCUCUGAAAUCACGAAGCACAUACCAAUUCAACAAAGCGGAUCAAGAGAGAAUAACUUUUAACAUCGACAAGAACAGGGAGAAGUACCUUUCAGACGAUAAGAUUGUCAAAACAUACUCGCUACAAUGUGCAAAGCUGGGAAUCCCAACCGAUUAUACGAAGAAAACAUUUGUUUUGCGUAUGCGCUGCGAGUCGGAGCAAUUUCUUUUAAACUUCUCGCAUGUCGAUGAUAUGAUCAUGUUUACCAUGUAUCUGCAAAUGGGUAUCUGUGUUUCCUUAGAUUUGGAUCUGAGAGAAUAUCCAAGUUAUCGAGUGGUGCCUCGCAGAAGGAGACGUCCGCGGCCAAAAAAGAGGGACGGUUUAUUCUCCUCCGACAGCCAUGGCAAAUCUAAUAGCUAUUCAUUUCGUACAAGCAGCGGUACCUCGCUAUCAGCACUAGAAUUCUCCAGGACUUCAAAUGAGGAACCCUCACCAACGAAAGCGAGGAACACCAGAAGUUUAAGCUCAGGGCUUUUGCAAAUAUACAACAAGUCACCGUCUUCUAGUCAACGUGCAGAGACCCGAACAAAGUCGGCGCCCUCCAGUAGGAAAAACUCCGUGGCGGAGGAUUCAAGCGGUUCGCCAGGUCUGAAAUCGAGAUUAAGGGGAUUGUUUAAGACAAGACGUAGCGCUUCAAAUAGGAAAGUCACCGGGGAGAUGUUUCAUUCACCAGCAAGAGGUCUGAAUAGCGUCCUGGAAGAUGAAGAAGAAGAUAUCGCUGUUGCGAGAACCAAGUCUCUGCCACACAAAAAUUUACCAAAAUAUUCGCCGUUGCUACAGAACCUUCGUGAUCGCUCAAUAAACAGGCAGCUCCCUCCUGGCAUGAAUCUUAUGGAGAGCCAUGCUUCCGCUUUUACAAAUACCUUAGGCGAUCCUGCACUCCCAUUCACCCCAGAGGAGGAGGCUUUCUCUCCUGGGGCAGCAUCUAUAGAUUCAAUCCCAGUUCAAAGAUACAAUACGCACACUCAACGUGAUUUGGACGAGUUCCAGAAAAUCGUCCGCGAACAUCGAGAAGCGGAAGUUCUCGGCAGCAAUUCCACCGAGCAUCUGGGCUGCCUAAGCGUUCCUCAUGAAGAUGAAGAGGAUGAAGACGAGGAUGAAGAUGGAGAUGAUUAUGACGAGAACGCAGGCCGCGAUCCCGCUCCCACACCCGGCCCGGAGCCAGCAAGCUCUGUCUACGCUGACGAGGGAAUUUUCCACGACAGUGACGACGAUUACGUGUACACAGCAGAGAGGAGAAACGGCUACCGGAACCGUGCCUCGUCAACAACCAGUGCUCUGUCCAACACGCCGUAUGGAAGCGAUGAGGUUAAAUGGAACCCACCGAUCAAAGAAAUGUCCCGCAGACGCUAUAUCAGAGACUCCCUUCGAUGCAUAAAACCGCUGUCCGAAAAUCACAGAUGGAUUGGGAAAGUCGUUUUGCGGCCAACGAGGGCACCGCCUUUCGAGACGAACAACGUACCAAUCAUCGUAGGCGGUCCCAACUUUGAUUCAGGCCGGUGCACUCCUACAAACGACUACUUUUAUGGAGGAGUCGAGAACAAGCAAAUCAAGAAUCACUACCUAAAGGCAUUCAUCGCCGGGCCUUCGGGAUUCCUCAAAGCCGGAACCAAGAUGUUCAGCUGUGGCCACCACAUUCGGACAGACGAGCUUGUAAUAUGA